GGCAUGCAGUUGAUUACUGGAGGUGUGGACGUCUUGGAGCAAAUAGGACGAAAGACCUUCACAGCACUGAAAGAGAACGAUCCCGGCCUGGUCUACACAAAGCGCUUCCUUCAACCGGUCGAUUCCAGCGGCAGCAGUGGUGCCAAACUCUCACAGAUGCUUCGCGAUGUCAGCGACCAGCAGCAGCAGCACACACUAGAUCCGGCUUCAGUGGUGGCGCGAAGGGGGGAUUUAGCCUUUCAGUUGGAGUCGCGGUUGGCUUUGGUCCACAUGGAAGCCCUGGAGUUGCUGAGUUCACGCGCCUCUGCUCGUCUCACCACCAAAUUGGCUCGAUUGGAGUCAUCGACCCAAGAUGACAUCGAUAUCAGCAGUAGCCUCAUUUCUGAGGGUGGCGUUCUCGAGCACAUUUGGGAGACUCUUCAGAUGAAGAAGGACGAUUCUGAGGUUCUGGAACAGGACUCUGAAUCUGCACAUCCUGUUGUCUCACUUUCUGAUGCUGUGACGGGGCUUGAACAAAUAGUUCCUGGAAAUGUUCUCCUUAAAGUCUCCGAUGAAUUGGCGAAUAGGAGCAAGGAAUUGGAGCCUGAUUUGCCGAUGAAAGAGAUAUUCUACCGAUCGAUUGAGGCAUUGGCCGAGCUCACAUCGGCAGUACUGGCUUACCUCCACAAGUUGGCCGAAUGUCUCAUCCUCAUCGGACACCAACAGCAGCAUCGCGAUCAACUCAACGGUGGCUUCUUGAGCAUCGCUGAGAAAGUGGCCAGCUUAAUCGCCUCGGCGAAAAGGCAGAAUGAGGUGCUGUGCUCAAUCUACGUGAAACAUCUCAAAGAGGCUCUAGCAAAUAACGGGAGGAAGGAAGAAGAUGGGGAAGGCGAGGAUGCGCUGGUGUCGGGCCGUCGACUAGUGGCAAACCUUUUUCUCGAUACAGGCAUGGCCAACGGUUACCUUGACGAUGCUGCCACCAAUCAUCUCGUGCCAGUUCUUCAAGUUGCUUGUCUGGACGCCUUCAUCCAUGAGACCUCACCGACCAGAGAAACUGGACGGCCCACAAAAUCCAAGCUCCGCUGA
Molecule: messenger RNA, 1065 nt
Organism: Rodentolepis nana
Lineage: Eukaryota; Metazoa; Platyhelminthes; Cestoda; Cyclophyllidea; Hymenolepididae
Source: the annotation of a GenBank genome assembly